Andrographis paniculata is the source of this 796-nucleotide messenger RNA. Its product is annotated as zinc finger BED domain-containing protein DAYSLEEPER-like. The record is from RefSeq and is a predicted model, not a curated record. Lineage: Eukaryota; Viridiplantae; Streptophyta; Magnoliopsida; Lamiales; Acanthaceae. The transcript has 3 exons. Bases 21 to 632 code for a protein of 203 amino acids. Gene Ontology annotation, molecular function: DNA binding.
CCCAAUAAAAAAUUUCAAAUAUGAACAACUACUGCACACAUGUUCCUUUUUUUGUUUCUUUUAUCAUAAUUCAAAUAUUAUCCCGCUGUAAACUGAACAACAACUGUCCAUAUUCCUUUUCCACCGCUGCAAGCCUGCAACUGCUGCCAGACCUCCACGCCGUCCAGGGUUUUGCAAUCUUCUUCACAGAGACCCACUACUUUUCUUUUUCCUUCUUCUGUCUUCAUCGCCUCUUCUUUUUUAUUGCUACCGGUGGAAUUUGGAAAAAUAAGCAGGAUAUGGCUUCGAUGGAUGAAACAAAUAUUUUUGAUCUUCCAUCUGAUACACACAAUAGUAUAUCAGUGGAUUCCCUUUCAAGCCAACCUGUGGAUGAUAACAGAAAUGAAGACGAAAGGAAUUCAAAUCAAGCAAAUGAAGGUGCCAAUAGGAAAAAAAGGAAAAAAACUUCAAUUGUGUGGAAUGACUUUGAUGAAAUUCAAGUUGCUGAAGGUGUUAAGAAAGCUAUUUGCAAAUACUGUAAAAAUGCAUUUGCUACUGGGGGAAGAGGUGCGAGCACAAGCCAUCUAAAGAGACAUUCAGAAGGGUGUUUGCAGAGAAAGUUUCUCGUAAGACGAUACGAAGUGAUUGCAUAGCAAUAUAUGAAGCAGAAAGAAAAGCAUUGAAGGAAUUAUUAAAGAGUGUGAGCAAGAUUAGCUUGACAACAGAUAUGUGGAAAUCCAGUCAUCAAGUGAUUGAAUAUAUGGUAAUCACUGGUCAUUUUAUAGAUUCUGGGUGGAAGCUUCAGAAAAGAAUUUUA